AUGGCUGGGAUUCCGGAGGCAGAGAGCGAUAUACCUGCGACUAUGUCUAAAUUGGCACGGAGUGUUCUGGAUGACACCUUCUACAACAUAAUACAUGACCUUGUUUCAAAAGUUCACCGUGAAGAGAAAAUUGCACGUAUGAGGUCAGCUGUCGUCUUGGCCAAAAAAAUUGGUGAGGAAGAAACAAACCGUCUCCAAAAACAAGAGGGAGCACUUGAGAACGGAUCUGCGGAGCUCAGUGCUGCUGCGCCGUCAAACGUGAAACAAAAAGACAGCAACCUCGUUCGGGUCGAGACAGACGGUGCAAUUUACGAAAAUGGUAAAGUUUACUUGAAAGGGAAUCCAUUUCAGACGACCAAAGAAAUCAUAUGUCCUAAUUGCCGUUUCCCCCGUCUCCUUUAUCCGCUCUCCGGCAUUGGCUCUAGACCACCACCAGAUCCGUAUAAAGAAUACUGUAAAAAGCACCCCCCGAUCAUCAUGCCUGGCCAUGAUGUUCAUGGUAAUCCAUUUGCCACAGAUAAAAUAAACAGGAAAAAAAAGCAACAACCACAGCAGCCAAAUAGCUCAAACACACCCGCGUCUAGUCCACCAUCAACACCAUCAACGCCGUCAAACUCCUUCAAACACGUCGUCGCCGAAAAAAUCUCCUUCCCCACCGUGAAAUGCCCAAACUGCCCACGCUACUUUGUCGUCACCAGAGUCGCGCAGCACCUUGAUAGGUGUCUAGGCCUAUCAGGCAGACUAACAAAACGCAAUCUCACCCCGAUGGAAAGCGGAACUAGUACGCCGGUGCCACUUCCAACGAAACCUUCAAUGCUCAAACGAGCCCUCCCCAAUGGCGACGACGAUACAGCAUCUGGAUCCAUCCCCAAAAAGAAGAAACUGAACACUCCGAAAAAAUACGCCAGCAAGAAGCCAACCCCACCAAGCAAGCUGAAAAUUGGAACCACACCCGACAUGGCAGCUGCCAUGGAGUUUCCCGAUUCAACACCUACUUCAGCAGGCGGCGGCGGCGAUGUUGAACCCGCAAGUGCCACAACAACUACCACUGUCACAACGAGUAAGAAGAAACUUAACCCAACAGAAGGAAAGCCUGGCAAGCUAAAGCGAAAUGACAUUCAAAGACAGGUAAAAGCAUGA
Molecule: messenger RNA, 1140 nt
Organism: Histoplasma capsulatum G186AR
Lineage: Eukaryota; Fungi; Ascomycota; Eurotiomycetes; Onygenales; Ajellomycetaceae
Exons: 2
Coding region: 1-1140 (379 amino acids)
Source: RefSeq, a predicted model, not a curated record